This is a messenger RNA of Aspergillus glaucus CBS 516.65, 1344 nucleotides long. RefSeq lists its product as uncharacterized. The transcript is spliced from 3 exons. The record is from RefSeq and is a predicted model, not a curated record. Bases 372 to 1040 code for a protein of 222 amino acids. NCBI's taxonomy places the organism in Eukaryota, Fungi, Ascomycota, Eurotiomycetes, Eurotiales, Aspergillaceae.
GGAAGAGCGUUCCAUGUUCCGUAUGGAGUACCCCUGGUACUGAGCGAUGCUAGACAUCAGUGAUCAGAUCAUGAUUCGGUCAUUUCACCUCCUCAAUUCCCACGCCAUCUUUAGCAUUUUCGCCAAUGCAGAAGCUUACUGUUCUACUCACUUCAAUCUAUUACCAAAUAAAACCAAGGCCAUCAUGACCGCUGCUUCAAGACAAAGCCGCCAUAGGUCAAGAAGUUGCUCUUGCGACAGCUUGCCCACACCAAGGGCCCAGAAACCACCGCAGACGAUGUUGAUGUACAACUUGUGAUUAUAAAAAACUACAUCGACGACCUCGGACGCCGAGGAGCACGGAUGGACCGGACCGCAGUGCCUUAGCAAACAUGUGUCAAAUCGUCCUAGAAGGCGGCGGUGCCAAACACAAUCUCAAAGAGCGAGUUUUCAACACCAUCAUAUGGCAAGAGAAUCAAAUGCAUCUUGUUGGAUAUACUCUGGAACAUAUACUCAGCAAUGGUCUCAUUUCCUACAAUGUUGAUGAGAAGACUGCUAAAGAAGCACUGGCUGGCCAUAUUGAUAAAAUUGUGCUUCCUAUACUACACAGAUUCAAUGAAGUCCCUGAGAUAGAAGGCUUACAGAGUCCUCGUUGGGAGGAUGGAUACCUUGAUAUAUUCUCCCGGGAUGCUCUUCAACAGCUGGUCACGGUUUUGGCAUAUAACAAACUUCUCGAGCCGGUUCGUUUUGAUAUCAAAAAGGUCCAGGCUGCUAUUGUCAAGUUUCUUCGCGGCUCACCCGGGAGAGCAGAUAAAGGGAUGCAGUUUCAUUUCACUGAAGAAAGAGAAAAGGGAAGUAGUGAUAUUCAACGUCUUUACUACAAUAACAAUAACAACAACAACAACAACAACAAAAAAAAAAAAAAAAAAAAGACCGGGUAUGCACUGUACUGUAGACUUCCACUCGGCUCAUUACGAGCCAGAAGAUCAGACAUGCUUAAAUCGAGUCCUGUUUCAGAUUGUGUCCCGCGUCGUAAUACUUUAAAUACAGAGCACGGUUAAUUCCCGCUAUUCCUGGCGGGUUUACCUCAGGGGUUAUUUCGUGUCGCAUGUUCAGUCGGUUAGUCUGUCAAUCGGGAUAGUUAUUCAAGAUUACCCCUGGCUAUGCGCGCAUAAAAAGUUCCAUUACUGCGAGGGUUGACUUUGUAUCCCCCUAUGGCUUCCAGAAUGAUCGCGAUUAUCAAUAACAAAGGAGCCAAAGGACUUGAGUGAAACUUCCGCCCCGCAGAAAAAGGAAAACCAGAGGAAUGGAACAUAACCCAGACUGUUAAGGGCUGCCCGGCAAUAAUACAAGCCAUGGACAGAA